AUGGCUGAAAUGAAACAUUACAUUGGCGACGAGGAGAAACCAGUGUUCAAUGGGCUCGGAAAAUUAAAGGAUAAGCAAAUCAAAUUCCAUAUAGACGAAAGUGUAAAACCUACCGCCCAGCCAGCUAGACGCAUUCCGUUUCACGUCCGUGAUAAAGUUGCACAAGAGCUCGAGAAACUUGAAAAACUUGAUGUAAUUGAAAAAGCCACAGGUGCGACACCCUGGGUCUCGAACUUGGUCGUUGCUCCGAAACCCAAGUCUCCGAAUGAUAUCAGAAUUUGUGUAGAUAUGAGAAAAGCGAAUCUAGCAUUAAAGCGUGAAAGACAUGUCGUGCCUACAGUGGAUGACAUAAUAAUGGAACUAAAUGGCUCCACCGUGUUUUCAAAGGUGGACCUUUACAAAGGGUUCCAUCAGCUCGAACUUUCCGAGGAAUCAAGAAACAUGACCGUGUUCGCAAGCCAUGUUGGACUUUGGAGGUACAAACGGCUAAAUUUCGGUGUAAGUGUAGCCCCAGAAAUUUUCCAAAAUGAAAUACGGCAAGUAAUAAAUGGAUUAAAUGGUGUGCUGAACAUUUCAGAUGACAUAAUCAUUCAUGGGAAAACGCAAAUACAUCAUGACUCGAACUUAGAAGCACUUCUGCAACGGCUACAAGACAGAAAUCUGACACUCAACAAAGAAAAAUGUGAAUUUGGAAAAAGCAAAAUAAAAUUCUUCGGAUAUGUCUUUUCUGAAUCGGGAAUAUCACCAGAUCCUGAGAAAAUCACUGCUAUCAAGAACGUUGAAAGCCGAAAAAUCAGGGCGAGGUUCGAUCUUUCCUUGGAAUGA
Molecule: messenger RNA, 825 nt
Organism: Mercenaria mercenaria
Lineage: Eukaryota; Metazoa; Mollusca; Bivalvia; Venerida; Veneridae
Exons: 2
Coding region: 1-825 (274 amino acids)
Source: RefSeq, a predicted model, not a curated record